Messenger RNA from Lactuca virosa, 423 nucleotides. NCBI's taxonomy places the organism in Eukaryota, Viridiplantae, Streptophyta, Magnoliopsida, Asterales, Asteraceae. The record is from the annotation of a GenBank genome assembly.
AUGACUCCAAUUGAGAUGGAUACUACUCAAAAUGAUAUGCAAGUUACUCCUACUGAUGUUGAAUCCAGUACUGCAGGAGAUUUUAUUCAUUAUAUGCAAUUUACUCCACCUAGAUGUUAUGAAGGUGAUGAGGGUGUUGUGGGUGAGGAAGCUGAUAUGGUUGAGGAAGUUGUUGUGGUUGAGGAAGCUGUUCAAGAUGAGGAGGCUGAGGAGGUUGAUCAUGUUAUCCAAGUUGAUAAUGUUAAUGUUCAGGAGGUUGAUGAGGUUGAUCCUAUUAUCCAAGUUGAUAAUGUUAAUGUUCAGGAGGUUGCUCCUGUUAUCCAGGUUCAGCAGGUAAGUGUUAGGCCAAUUUCAGAGAUUUUGAAGAGGAUAAGGAGAAGAAAUUCAGAAGCUGAAAUUAGGCAAAACAAUUGGUGGUGUUGA